CGCGUCACAGUAAUACGAGUCCGCGUUGAACUAUCGGUAAGGGCAAUCGGUCGACGCGAGAUUGCCACGGAACAAGUUCGUUUUUGACAAAAAAUGCCUAAAAAAUCUGCGUCGAUAGAAAAGGUUCGAGGAGUAUACAUCCACGAUACGAUAGGAAAAGAUCCGCAGGGUUCAAGGGAACAAAUCGACAUUUUAUCGAGACCGAUACAACGUUUGCAAGUACUUCAGCAGCGAAAAUUGCAAAAAAGAGUCCGGAGUUUGAAGUUAAAAUCGAUCAAACAUUCAACUAUAUUUUGAUAGAAUUUUGUUUAGUUUUCGGCGCUCUGCAACAAUUACUGAAGUGUAAAAAGUGCAAUAGUGAUGUGAAAUUUUAUAAAAAAUCAAUUCGAGGAUUAGGAUUUAAAAUUUGUGUUGAUUGUAUGUGUUCGGGUCCAGCAGAGAUCAAUUCUUGUCCGCUGAUAAACAAUGCGUACGAAAUCAACCGUCGUUUCUAUUUUGUCAUGCGAAUGCUCGGCAUCGGCAUACAUGGUAUCAGAAAUUUUACCGCUUUGAUGGAUCUGACAUCAACUUUUAAUAGCACAACCUAUUAUGGGAUCCUGAAGACGCUCCACAUUGCUGUAAAAACGAUCUACGAAGCCGUUAUCCGAAAAGCAGGCACCGAAGAAAAGGAAACAAAUUUGGAAGCGGAAAAUCGAGCAGCUAUACUCACGGUGUCUGGUGAUGGAUCUUGGUCGAAGCGCGGUUUUUCUUCGCGCAUGGUUAUCGUGUCUGUUAUAGGAAAAUAUACGAAUAAAGUCCUGGACGUUCCGGUUAAAUCAAGCAUUUGCAAGGCUUGCUUAUUUUGGAAGGGAAAAGAGCGUACUGGCGGGUUCGAGGCAUGGAAGGCGACACACGAAUCAGAAUGCAACGUGAAUCACGAAGGCAGCGCUGGAAAAAUGGAGGUCGAUGGCAUGAUCGAAAUUUUUAAGAGAUCUGAUGAAUUUCAUAGUGCAAAAUACGGAUUUUAUAUAGGGGACGGAGAUACGAAAACAUUCAAAAUGUUAUUAGAAGCCAAGCCUUAUGGUGACGAUCUCACCGUCAAAAAAAAGGAAUGCGUUUUACAUGUGACAAAACGUAUUUAUAAAAGGGGAAACGAAGCAAGGAAAAGGUUGAUUCAAUUAAGGAAAGCCAAAAAGCAAAUUGCAAACAAGCAAAUGAAAAAACAAGAGAAAAAAGGAACUCGUUCGAGUACUUCAAAAGCAGAAAAAUCUGCUAAAACCGAACCAAAAAAAGCGCAAUUGACGCUAAAGCUAUUAACCAAUCUUUCAGAAUAUUAUGGCUUAGCAGUUCGUCGAAACUCCGAUUCAAUUGAAAAUAUGAGGAAAGCAAUAUGGGCGACAUUUUACCACAAAAGCUCAAUUGAUGCAAAUCCCCAGCAUGAGUGUUGCCCUUCGGGAGGAGAUUCGUGGUGCGAAUGGCAGAAAGCUGAAGCUAAUGGAUGUCUAGACGAAUAUUAUCAUCCACCAGCGCUCGACGACGAUGUCUAAGAGGUUUUAAAGCCAAUUUACGAAGACUUGACCACAGAAGAUUUAUUAGAGAGAUGUACGGGCGCAAACACGCAAAAUAACAAUGAGAGUUUUAAUCAUUGCGUGUGGCAACUCGCUACCAAACACAUAUUUUCUGGGAAACAAACUGUGGAAAUCGCGACAUAUUGUGCAGAUUGCAUGUUCAACGAAGGGUAUGACCCAAUAUUGAAAAUCCUGGAGACAAUGGGGGUCACCAUAGGGCCGGUAGCCGCGGACUUCGCUGCUAAAUACAGGACGGAGCGCAUCGCAACUGCGGAACGCCGAAGCUCUCUGGCCAGCAAAGAAGCCAGAACAGCUCGUCGAACCGAAAGUUCCGCAGAAAAUGAACAAUUUGAGGAAGCAGAAGGAAUAUUGUAUGGGCCUGGCAUCGCCGAUUGAUCAUCAAAUUUGCGGCCGCAAUCAUGGCCACCAUAAGAGACCUUUUUUUUCACCGCACUUUUCUAUGCAUUAAGAUAAUGUUAAACAAUAAAUGAAUCCACUUAAAAAAAAUCAUUUUAUAUUCUUCAUUAAUGCCUUGAUUUGUAAAAAAAAAAUCAGACCGAUUAGCUUAUCCUGACGAUAAAAAAAAAUCGCGAAAAUCUGUUAUUUUUCGGGCGAUCACACUGUGA
Messenger RNA from Hylaeus volcanicus, 2173 nucleotides. RefSeq lists its product as uncharacterized. NCBI's taxonomy places the organism in Eukaryota, Metazoa, Arthropoda, Insecta, Hymenoptera, Colletidae. The record is from RefSeq and is a predicted model, not a curated record. The transcript has 2 exons.